AUGGCCCCCCACCCCGAGGGGCUGCGCUGGUACCAGAUCCCCCUCUCCUCCGCCCGCGUACCCCGCUCGGGGCUCUUCAGCUAUGGCUUCCAGGCCGGCCUCCAGCGCUACCAGCAGCUCCGCGCUCUCAAGCACCUCCGGGUGGGCCGCCCCGUCGCCCCGCCGCCCCCCGGCCUGUUGGAACCCUGGCCCCCCGUCCCCCCGCCUGCCGACAGCCCUCCCCGGGCCUCCCACCGCCCACGGGGCUCCGGCAGGGUGCGAGACCCCCGGCGCCCCAAGGAGUCCCCUGGCACCAGGAAACGGGUGAGCAGAGGGCGGCAGCCUCCUGGCCCCGCUCAGCCCCAUGCCAACCGGCGGCAUGCGGCCAGCCAGGGUUCCCCACCAUGCCAGGCGGCACUGGACAGUUCCAGGCAUGUCCCGGUGCUGCCGGAGGCGGCUGUGGGGUCCCUGGGGGGUGAGGCCAACCAUGGGCAGCACACCGCAGCCGGGAUGGUGCCGCAGCAGGCAGGCAGGAGCUUUGGGGGGCACCCGCCGGGCACGGUGAGGGGGCCGGUGUCCCCCACAGACAGCGAGGACGAUGACCUGAUCCCGCUGAAGGACAUGCUGCUGGCGGGGGACGAGCCCCCGAGCCCUGUGGACCACCGGCAGGUUGCGUGCCCACGGCCAGAUCCGCUUGCCAACAGCCUGGAUUCACUGGUCCGGGAGAAGAAGGAGCAGAGCCAGGCAGCCACGCUGCAGGCCGACCCGGCGUGGGUGCACGUGGACGACGCCAGUCCCUGGGAGUCCCCGGACGAGGACACCCAGCUGCCCGAGGAGCACAGGGAUCUCCUGGCCCGCUUCACCGUGAAACCCAAAUUCAUCCCUGCCGUCCACCCCGGCGAGCCCAUCUUCUGCGCCCGUCCGGCGCCGGCGCCCACCCUGGACACCCGUGGGCUGGAGCCUCAGAGCGCGUUGGAAGGGUUCUUCCUCUGCGACUCGCCUGCCUGCCAGGCAGCUUUCGUCCGUAACGGGGGCCUCAGCCUGCUCUACCGCUGCGUGCCCACUUGCCCGCUGCCCGUCCUGCGUUGGCUUUUCCAGCUGAUGUCCCUCUGCCCGGACACGACCAACGCUUCCCAGGCGCUGUGGGAGAUCUGGCUGAGCAUCGGGGGCGAGCCCUGGUGCCCCACGGUGCAGGAGAUCAGCCAAGCUUUCGUCUGCCUCGGCGCUGACCUGAGCCCCCUGUGCCGCCGGCGUCUGCUGCCCGCCGAGCUGUGCCCCGCAGACAGGAGCCUGGAUCCGUCCCGCUCCCCGAGACAGACGAGCCCUGAUGCCACCAGCACGCUGGCCCUGGUGACGCAGCUCGGUGACAUCUGCAAGUUCCUGGCGCUGUGCGUGGUCACCCAGCCGUGCCGUUACGCCGACGGUGCCCGCCUGACGCUCGUCACCCUCCUCUCCUUCCUCGGCCUCGACCGGGUGCUGCGCUGCCAGCCCCUGCCCGAACUGCAGCACCUCCUGCACUGCCUGCUGGAGGGCAUCCGGGACUGGCAGGAGCAGCUGCCUGCCCUCUGCCUGUCCCUCUGCCAGCUUUCUCGCCACCACCACAACCUGGUUGCCCUCGCGCGGCUGCUGCCGGACCUCACGAGCAGGGGCAGGGAGCUUCGCCGGCACCUGAGCCUUCAUGCCAUGGUCCGGCUACUGAGGGAGCCUCCGGGCACCGUGCCACACCCCGGGGCGCACGCAGAGCUGCAGGCGCUGGGCCGGCUCCUGGUACUGGCGCAGCCGGACACCCUGCGACGCCUGGUGCUCGCCAGGGGCCUGGACGAGCCGGAGGACGCUGACCAGGAGUCUUGCUACCUGAGCUCCAGCCUCCUCCUCCUCGCCAGCAACGUGGUGGGCACCGAGCACCCACCGGCCGAGCAGCGGGGCCACCUGGAGCGGCUCUGCGCCCAGCUGGACCGGCACUUCGGGAGGGGGCUGCGCGAGGGCCCCCGGCUCCUCUUCCGCACCCAGCUCAAGGGCCUGGCCACCCUCCUCUACGUCAAGUGGCAGGAGAUGUUGGCGUAG
Gymnogyps californianus (California condor) is the source of this 2043-nucleotide messenger RNA. RefSeq names its product family with sequence similarity 178 member B (gene FAM178B). NCBI's taxonomy places the organism in Eukaryota, Metazoa, Chordata, Aves, Accipitriformes, Cathartidae. The transcript has 15 exons. Bases 1 to 2043 code for a protein of 680 amino acids. The record is from RefSeq and is a predicted model, not a curated record.